Ctenopharyngodon idella (grass carp) is the source of this 3593-nucleotide messenger RNA. RefSeq names its product solute carrier family 26 member 3 (gene slc26a3.1). The record is from RefSeq and is a predicted model, not a curated record. Gene Ontology annotation, molecular function: oxalate transmembrane transporter activity; chloride transmembrane transporter activity; bicarbonate transmembrane transporter activity. NCBI's taxonomy places the organism in Eukaryota, Metazoa, Chordata, Actinopteri, Cypriniformes, Xenocyprididae. The transcript has 19 exons. Bases 87 to 2294 code for a protein of 735 amino acids. Gene Ontology annotation, biological process: transmembrane transport. Gene Ontology annotation, cellular component: membrane.
CUGUGAUAAGACUAAUGAUGGCUCCCUUACAAACAAACCAGACAAUAUAAAGCACUCGAGAUGCAUCUGAAAACCAACUAAUCAGGAUGCAGCCCUUCGGCAGACAGUAUGUGGUGGUCAGGCCUCUGUUUUCAGAGGAUUCCUUUGCAGAGCAACACGAGAGGAUCAACAGGAAACGCAAAACUCUACGGCACCAUCUGAAAGACUAUUUCAUUUGUGAUACGAAUCGUGCAAAGAAUGCAGCUCUUUCCUUUCUUCCAAUCAUUGGAUGGAUGAAGAACUACAACAUCAAAGAAUGGCUGCUGGGUGACAUUGUUUCAGGCAUCAGCACUGGACUAGUGGCAGUGCUACAGGGACUUGCAUUUUCCUUGCUGGCCUCCUUACCACCGGGAUAUGGACUGUACACGGCAUUCUUCCCUGCAAUAGUCUACUUCUUUUUGGGCACUUCCAGACACCUGUCAGUAGGGGCUUUUCCUAUUCUGAGUCUAAUGGUGGGGGCUGUUGUCACACGACUGGUGCCUGAUGAGGGACCCUCAGCUAACAUCACUGGAUUUGAAGGAUUGAGCAUGGAACAGCAGAGAGUUUUAGUUGCUUCCUCGGUUACUUUUGUCAUGGGCGCAUUUCAGCUCAUAAUGGGGCUGCUGCAGGUGGGCUUCAUUGUCAUGUAUCUGUCAGAUACUCUAGUGUCAGGAUUCACCACUGCAGCUGCUGUUCACAUUUUGGUAUCCCAGCUCAGGUUUGUGUUGGGACUGGACUUUCCUGGUAUAAACGGGCCACUCGCCAUUAUAUAUACUUUGGUGGAAGUUUUUAGUCGAAUCACUAACACGAAUGUGGCCGACCUGGUGACAUCUAUUGUGAUCAUGGCACUGGUGCUUAUUGUGAAGGAGAUCAAUGACAGAUUCAAGUCAAAACUGCCUGUGCCAAUACCUAUAGAAGUCAUCAUGACUGUUAUCGCUUGUGGAGUCUCUUAUGCAUUCAACUUCGAGGAGCGAUUUGAUGUGGUCGUGGUUGGGGAGAUGGUGAAUGGAUAUGAAUCACCGGUUGCUCCAAACCUGGAAGUCAUUGAAGAGAGUGCAGUGGAGGCCUUCCCUAUGGCCAUAGUAGGAUUUGCUGUGGCUUUCUCAGUAGCUAAAGUCUACUCCGUCAAACACGACUACACGAUUGAUGGGAACCAGGAGCUCAUUGCAUUCGGGGUAAGCAACAUUUUUGGGGCAUCUUUCCGGUCAUUUGCCGCCAGCACAGCACUUUCUAGGACGGCUAUACAAGAGAGCACUGGAGGGAAAACGCAGAUAGCUGGAGUUCUUUCAGCCAUGAUGGUACUGAUUGUGAUUGUCGCAGUGGGAUUUUUACUUGAGCCGUUGCCCAGGUCUGUUCUAGGUGCUCUGGUCAUUGUUAAUCUGAAAGGCAUGCUAAUGCAGUUUGGAGAGCUGCCGUUCUUAUGGAAGAAUGACCGGUCUGAUUUGGUGACCUGGGUGGUGACCUUCCUGGCCUCUCUUUUUUUGGGGUUGGAUCUGGGGUUGGCUGUAGGUCUUGGGGCGGAAUUGUUCACUGUGGUCUGCAGGACUCAAUUCCCACGCUGUUCCGUCCUGGCCAAUAUUACAGGAACUGACAUCUACAGGGAUCGCAAAGACUACAUCUCUAUUUCCGAACCUGACGGAGUUAAAAUAUUCAAAAUCCCCUCACCUAUCUUCUUUGCUAACAUUGAUUUCUUCAGAGACAAAUUGGUUCAAGCAGUGGGUUUUAGUCCCCUAAGAGUGUUGAAGAAAAGGAACAAAGCCCUGCGAAAGAUCAGAAAAAUGUUGCAGAAUGGGGAACUGGAGGUGUCAGAUGGAGGCCUUAAGGUGAGACAACCAUCAGCUGACACGUCAGAGGAUGACAGCAGCAUGGAGAGUCUGGACCAGCCCACUGAUUUCUCUGGCCUUCCAAUCCAGGUGAACUGGAACACAGAACUGCCUGCCAACAUCUCUGUCCCUCCUGUGAACAUGCACAGUUUGGUCCUGGACUUCUCUGCCGUCUCAUUCCUAGAUAUAUCUGCACUCAAGGGUCUUAAGACGACGCUAAAAGAGUUUAUACGAAUCGAAGUGGACGUCUACAUAGUUUCAUGCGAUGUGUACAUCAUGGAGAAACUUCAUCAAUGUACAUUUUUUGAUGACGAGAUUAAGACGUCCAUCUUUUACCCCACACUACAUGAUGCCAUGUUACACAUUCUGGAGAAGCAUCCAGAUCAUGGAGAAUUAGAAAAGGAUAUAAGCAUAAACUACGGAGUCAUUCGGAGAGACAGUAUUACUGUGUGAGGAACAGAAAACCCUGCUGAAAUACUCUUUAAAUCAUGCCGGAAGGGUUGUGGUAAAUGUUUUAUGAGUGCAGCCAAACAAUACGGGCAGAGAUGCAUUUCACCACUGUCACAGCACAUUAUAGGCCUAUAUUUUAGUCUGGCCACUGGACAGACACUAAACUCAGGCUGCUUUAAGAAAAGAAAACGCACUAUUUUAGUUUACAGCAGCAUACAGCCAUUGUUACCAUGUUUACUGGUGAUUUAGUGGCAUUACAGUAAAUGAAUUCAUAUUGUUUGGGAUUUAGUGACAGGACAAACUGUCACACGGAGCGAGCAGAAACAUUGGACAUUUUUGGACAUUACAAAUGUAAUUGGUUAAAACAAUAUUUGGCUGAACAAGACAGAUAAUUAACGUUUAAUGAUGAGAGUUCCUACCUUACAAACCAGGUCCUGCUUUUUCCCUGGGUUAUGGUCAUGUGCAGCACGUGUUCCUACUCAAGGGGGCAAAGUCUACACAGGUGAUUUACAUUCUCCACGGUCCUGCAAAUGUUUCCUUCUUGACGUGUAUGGACAAGGAAUGAAAAUCAUGUAAAAAUGUGGAAACUGUAACGUAUUAUUUAGUUUUUAAAACGCACACAUGUGUUUGUCAGGGCUGUGGAUGGAUUUCUGAAAUCGACAUUCAAGACGGACCAAUCAAAAACUUUACGAGCUAGCUGAAUUGCGGAAAUAGUAAAUGUAAUGCGUUAGUGAUUAUGAGAGAUUUAUAGUUUUGUUCUCAUCACUAAACUGAGUUUCAAUGUUUAAUUUAGCUUUAAUCAUAUUUUUCGGAUUGAUGAAUCUGCUCUUUUCCUGUGAAGUCCAUACCAUCCCAACAAAAAUGUAUAUAUGCUGCAGUGCCUAUGUUACUUGUUACCUUUAUAUAUUUAUUUAUGUAAACUUUGUGUAGUUUUAACAAUUCAUAACCAAUUUCCUAUGUAGAGAGUUUUGGACAGACUAACCUGACUAUAAUUAAAAACUAGAAUUAUGUAUAUUAAUGUAUGUACUUUGUUUUUGAAAAUCCUAUCAUGUAAAGACAGGUGAUUUUAUAAUGAAUGUGUGUAAACAAAUUUAUUGUAAUAAAACUAAAAGAACUAUACAUUACCUGCUUUUAAUUUUCAUUGUAUAUACACGGAAAUAUAUGUAAACAUUUAUGAAACAAAUGUAGGUUUUACAAAAAUUGCAAACAGCCAAUUAAGAGGAAAAAAAACAAAACAUUUUGUACAAUUACAUAUGUAACAUUUGCCUGUUAGUUUUCAGACCUUUCAGAACUACUCAAAAA